UAGUCGUAACUUCUGCCCUGAGGAUGUCGGAGCGCAGGCCGCGCCGGAUGUGCUCUGACGCUCCCGGAAGUGACUCGACCUUUGCGUUUCCCCCCCCUUUUCCCAUUGCCGCCCCCCCUGCAUUGCCAUUUCCCUCCCUCCCCCCUUUUUCGUUUCCGGCGCUCCCGCCUUCUCUCCGCCGCAGCUCUACUCUGAGCCCGUGGGGGGAGGGAGGGAGGGAGGGGGCGUGGAGGAAUCGGGGUUCUCGGGAGCACGAGCUGCAGCACCACUUCCGGCAAACGCCGCCCCUCCCGCGCUCUGGCUCAGGCUCUGGCGCCGCCGCAGCCGUCGCCGCCGGAAAGUUCAGGAGCCCUGGAAAGGAGAAGGAAUAAGACGACAGGAGGAAGAGAGAGAGAGGGUAGAAUGGAAGAAUCUCACUUCAAUUCUAACCCGUACUUCUGGCCUUCUAUCCCCACAGUCUCAGGACAGAUUGAGAACACGAUGUUCAUCAACAAGAUGAAGGAUCAGCUGCUGCCGGAGAAGGGCUGUGGGCUGGCUCCACCCCACUACCCCACCUUGCUGACAGUGCCUGCCUCCGUGUCCCUGCCCUCAGGCAUCAGUAUGGACACAGAGUCCAAGUCAGACCAGCUGACCCCACAUAGCCAGGCGUCCGUUACCCAGAACAUCACCGUGGUCCCUGUGCCGUCUACAGGACUGAUGACUGCUGGAGUCUCCUGUUCUCAGAGGUGGAGAAGAGAAGGGAGUCAAUCAAGGGGUCCCGGUUUGGUAAUCACGUCCCCCUCAGGCUCCCUUGUGACCACAGCCUCAUCAGCUCAGACCUUCCCCAUUUCGGCUCCCAUGAUUGUCUCAGCUCUUCCCCCUGGCUCACAAGCCCUGCAGGUGGUCCCUGACCUCUCCAAGAAGGUAGCAUCAACCCUAACAGAGGAAGGAGGCGGAGGUGGUGGUGGAGGUGGCAAUGUGGCUCCUAAGCCCCCUCGGGGCCGGAAGAAGAAGCGGAUGCUGGAAUCAGGGCUGCCUGAGAUGAAUGACCCUUAUGUCCUCUCCCCUGAGGAUGACGAUGACCAUCAGAAAGACGGCAAGACCUAUAGGUGCCGGAUGUGCUCACUGACAUUCUACUCAAAGUCGGAGAUGCAGAUCCACUCCAAGUCACACACCGAGACCAAGCCCCACAAGUGCCCGCACUGCUCCAAGACCUUCGCCAACAGCUCCUACCUGGCCCAGCACAUCCGCAUCCACUCAGGGGCCAAGCCCUACAGUUGUAACUUCUGUGAGAAAUCCUUCCGCCAGCUCUCCCACCUCCAGCAGCACACCCGAAUCCACACCGGUGACAGACCAUACAAAUGUGCACACCCAGGCUGUGAGAAAGCCUUCACGCAGCUCUCCAAUCUGCAGUCCCACAGGCGGCAGCACAACAAAGAUAAACCCUUCAAGUGCCACAACUGUCACCGGGCGUACACGGACGCAGCCUCACUAGAGGUGCACCUAUCUACGCAUACGGUGAAGCAUGCCAAGGUGUAUACCUGCACUAUCUGUAGUCGGGCAUACACGUCGGAAACGUACCUUAUGAAACAUAUGCGCAAACACAACCCUCCUGAUCUCCAGCAACAAGUGCAGGCGGCAGCGGCGGCAGCGGCGGUGGCCCAGGCCCAGGCCCAGGCCCAGGCCCAGGCUCAGGCCCAGGCCCAGGCUCAAGCCCAAGCCCAGGCUCAAGCCCAGGCCUCCCAGGCAUCGCAGCAGCAGCAGCAGCAACAGCAGCCACAGCCACCACACUUCCAGUCCCCUGGGGCAGCCCCCCAGGGUGGGGGUGGUGGGGACAGCAACCCCAACCCUCCACCCCAGUGUUCCUUUGACCUGACCCCCUAUAAGACGGCGGAGCAUCAUAAGGACAUCUGCCUCACUGUCACCACCAGCACCAUCCAGGUGGAGCACCUGGCCAGCUCGUAGAGACCUGUGCUGCCACCCACUGGGAAGAGGGGAAAGAAGUUCUGGUCCCUUCUUUCUCCAACUUCUCUUGGUGGGAAAAGUCUUCUUCCUUGACAGGCCUUGCCUCCAUCUCCUUGGGCCUCAGGCACGGCCUUCCUACACAGGAUACCAUGCUUAUUCUCAACUCCUCUUCAAAAGGAAUAUCAGCCCUCCUGAUUGGCAAAGGAAUAAGGAGCUGGUAGUGUAAUCCAGCAGCCUCCCCUUCCAAGCAUAGCUUUUCAAAAUUGGGGGUUGGUGCUCAAGGGAGGGAUUUGCUAUGACCUCAUAGAAACGUUUCCAGUGUGGGCACUUACCCUCUCGUUACCCUCAUAAUCCUCAAAAGUUGGGGCUGGUGGAAGACUAGAGGCUGGUCCUCCCAGAUCUCUGAGAGAAGGGAGCCCUAAAUGCAACCAGCCUCCUGUUCUGUUCUUGCCUGCAAAAGAACGGAGGUUUCUUCCACGCCCCGAUGAGCGGGAGCCGUCUUCCCCUCGUGGUCUCACUUCACUUCCUACCUAAUGCUGGAAGAGGGAGAUUUCAGUGGGGGUCAGACCCCCUUUAUUUGUAAAGGGGCAAGGGCUGAGAUGUGGUCCCCAAGGGGCCAGAGAUCCCCAAAAUGGUCAAGGGUGGCUUAGAAGCGUGGGUUAUGGUUUUCCUUGGGGCCUCCCCUUCUCUGCCAGCCAAGGCCCUAUACUCGGUCUCCCAGUCCCAAAGCCAGAGGAGCUGUGGGAGCUUUGUGUUCUUUAUGAAAGCCCAAAACAAAGGGUGUUGCAGAGAAGGGAGAGUUCAGGGCAAACACAAGGACUGGACUUAGCUCCCUAGGUGCCACGGUCAAUUGCCGGACACGGAUUUAUAUAUAAAUAUAUAUAUAAAUAUAUAUAUAUACCCACUCAUCACGGCCAUCUUUGUUGUAACCAUUUCUGUGUUUAUAAAUGCAUUAUCUCUCAGAAUUUUCAUAUUUGAUGUUUUGUUUAUUUUUGUCUUUUUUGUUUUUCUCCACCCUGUCUUCUGGCCAACGGCAUUUUUAUUUCCUUUUGCCCUUUUUGUUUGUUUUUAAACCAUGGCAGAUUUCAGAGAAAAGACAAAAUGAAAAAAAAUCAGGAAAUCAGUUGUUAUAAAGCAAUUUAAAAUGAAGAAAAAAAAAACUUAUGUACAAACCAAGGGGUGUUUUUAGAACCUUGUAUAGAAAUAAAUUCGUGUAAAAGGA
Panthera uncia (snow leopard) is the source of this 3166-nucleotide messenger RNA. It is a transcript of the gene ZNF384, whose product is annotated as zinc finger protein 384. The coding region runs from base 403 to 1944 and encodes 513 amino acids. Gene Ontology annotation, biological process: regulation of transcription by RNA polymerase II. Gene Ontology annotation, molecular function: DNA-binding transcription factor activity, RNA polymerase II-specific; RNA polymerase II cis-regulatory region sequence-specific DNA binding. Gene Ontology annotation, cellular component: nucleus. Lineage: Eukaryota; Metazoa; Chordata; Mammalia; Carnivora; Felidae. The record is from RefSeq and is a predicted model, not a curated record. The transcript has 11 exons.